Messenger RNA from Ahaetulla prasina, 7899 nucleotides. It is a transcript of the gene TRAPPC9, whose product is annotated as trafficking protein particle complex subunit 9. Bases 90 to 3620 code for a protein of 1176 amino acids. NCBI's taxonomy places the organism in Eukaryota, Metazoa, Chordata, Lepidosauria, Squamata, Colubridae. The record is from RefSeq and is a predicted model, not a curated record. The transcript is spliced from 23 exons. Gene Ontology annotation, cellular component: trans-Golgi network.
CCGGGGAGGGCGGGCCGGGCAAGCUGGAGAGGGAGACGGUGCCGGGGUUCGGGGGACCCAAGCCGCCUCUUCCCUUGGCUGGUGCUGUGAUGUGGGGGAGAGAGAGGCGGGGAAGCUCCGAAAUUAACUCCCCCUCCCCUUCCGAGUACAUAAAUUGCAAAAUGAGCAUCCCGGAUUACAUGCAGUGUGCGGAAGAUCAUCAAACUUUAUUAGUUGUGGUCCAGCCAGAUGGGAUUGUUCCCGAAGAGAGCUUCUUUAAGAUCUACAAACGAAUUUCAACAGUGAGUCAGAUCAAUGUCCGUGACUCUCAGCGAGUUCUUUAUAUCCGCUACAGACAUCAUUACCCACCAGAAAACAACGAAUGGGGAGAUUUUCAGACGCAUCGCAAAGUUGUGGGAUUAAUAACCAUCACGGAUUGUUCCUCUGGAAAAGACUGGCCUCAAACUUUUGAAAAAUUCCACCUUCAAAAAGAAAUUUAUGGCUCAACCCUUUAUGAUUCCCGGCUGUUUGUCUUUGGACUUCAGGGAGAAAUUGCAGAGCAAACUCGUACGGAUGUGGCAUUUUAUCCUAGUUAUGAUGAAUGUGAAAAUGUGGAAAAGAGAAUAGAAGACUUCAUUGAGUCUCUUUUCAUUGUAUUGGAGUCCAAACGUCUUGACAGAGCUAUCGAUAAAUCUGGAGAUAAGAUCCCACUUCUGUGUGUUCCUUUUGAAAAAAAAGAUUUUGUUGGCCUGGAUACAGACAGUAGACAUUAUAAAAAGCGUUGUCAGGGUCGUAUGCGGAAACACGUUGGGGACCUUUGUCUACAGGCUGGGAUGUUACAAGAUUCCCUUGUUCACUAUCAUAUGGCUGUGGAACUUCUCCGUUCUGUAAAUGACUUUUUGUGGCUCGGAGCUGCUCUUGAAGGAUUAUGUUCAGCCUCCGUCAUCUAUCACUAUCCUGGAGGCACUGGAGGUAAAAUUGGGUCUCGCAGAGCACAAGGAGGUUCACUUUCUGCAGAGGCAGGUAACAGGCAUAGACCUGGUGCACAAGAAGUUCUUAUUGAUCCAGGGGCCCUUACAUCAAAUGGCAUCAGUGCAGAUACAAGUUCUGAAAUAGGACGAGCUAAGAAUUGUCUGAGCCCCGAAGACAUCAUUGAGAAGUAUAAAGAAGCGAUCUCCUAUUACAGCAAGUAUAAGAACGCUGGCGUCAUUGAGCUGGAAGCUUGUGUGAAGGCGGUGAGAGUGCUUGCAAUACAGAAAAGAAGCAUGGAAGCUUCUGAAUUCCUCCAAAAUGCUGUUUAUAUUAACCUUCGUCAGCUUUCUGAAGAAGAAAAAAUCCAGCGCUACAGCAUUCUUUCUGAGCUUUAUGAGCGAAUUGGAUUUCAUCGCAAAUCCGCUUUUUUCAAACGAGUGGCUGCCAUGCAGUGUGUAGCCCCAAGCAUCGUAGAACCUGGUUGGAAAGCCUGCUACAAACUUCUUCUGGAAACGCUUCCUGGUUAUAGCCUGUCUUUGGAUCCUAAAGAUUUCAGCAAAGGAACUCAUCGUGGUUGGGCUGCCGUGCAAAUGCGUUUACUUCACGAGUUAGUGUAUGCCUCCAGGAGAAUGGGGAACCCAGCACUUUCCGUCCGACACUUAUCUUUUCUUUUACAAACCAUGCUAGAUUUUCUUUCCGACCAAGAAAAGAAAGAUGUAACACAAAGUCUAGAAAACUAUACAUCAAAAUGCCCAGGAACAAUGGACUUCAUUACCCUUCCAGAUGGCUUAAAGCUCCCCCCUGUGCCAUUCACCAAACUUCCUAUUGUAAGAUCUGUCAAGCUCCUAAACCUCCCCGUUAGCCUUCGACCACAGAAAAUGAAAAGCCUGCUGGGUCAGAACAUGGCAACGAAAAGUCCCUUUAUAUAUUCGCCAAUAAUCGCUCACAAUCAUGGAGAGGAGCAAAGCAAAAAAAUAGAUUUUCAAUGGGUUCAGGGAGACGUUUGUGAAGUUCAGCUGAUGGUGUACAAUCCAAUGCCCUUUGAACUCCGGGUAGAAAAUAUGGGACUACUGACGAGCGGCGUUGAGUUUGAAUCCCUCCCUGCAGCUCUCUCUUUACCUGCAGAAUCUGGUCUCUAUCCUGUGACCCUUGUUGGUGUUCCUCAGUCCCCAGGCCAGAUCAACGUUAAUGGCUAUCACACCUCAGUCUUCGGAGUCUUCAGUGACUGCCUUUUGGAUAAAUUGCCAGGAAUAAAGACUUCUGGUUGUACAGUGGAAGUCAUUCCAUCUUUACCUAGGUUGCAGAUCAGUACUUCAUUACCCAGGUCUGCUCGUACACUUCAGCCUUCUUCGGGGGAUGAAAUUACCACCAGCGUGUCUGUCCAGCUGUACAACGGAGAGACUCAGCCACUCAUCAUUAAACUGGAAAAUAUUGGAACAGAACCUCUGGAGAAGCUGGAGGUUACAUCAAAAAUGGUCAACAUAAAAGGAAAACUGUUCGGUGACUUCUUGAGUUGGAAUCUAGAAGAUACACUCUCUCAGUUUCCUUUAAAGCCGGGAAGUGUUGCUGUAUUUACUGUAUAUAUUAAAGUCAAGCUUGAUUUCUCCUGUCACGAAAAUCUCCUGCAAGAUCUGAAUGAUGAUGGAAUUAGCGUGAGUGGUCUUCCACUUUCCAGUCCGUUUCGACAAGUGAUAAAACCACGUAUAGAAAAUAAGCCUAUGAAUCCACAGGAAGCCACUAAAGUUGGUGACUUCAGCCACAUAAAGACGCUGGAAGCCAUCUUGAAUUUCAGAUACUCAGGAGGCCCCGGACAUAUUGAGGGAUAUUAUAGGAACUUGUCCCUGGGACUUCAUGUGGAAGUUGAGCCAUCUGUGUUCUUCACACGUGUCAGUACCUUGCCUGCAACAAGUACUCGCCAAUGCCAUUUGCUCCUCGAUGUAUUCAAUUCAACGGAACAUGAACUCAUGAUCAGCGCAAAGAACAAUGAAGAUUUAGUGUUGCAUGCUGGAGAAUGCCAGCGCAUGGCUAUACAAGUCGACAAAUUCACCUUCGAGAGUUACCCAGACUCACCCGGUGAAAGAGCGCAAUAUGCAAAUCCAAAGCAGCUGGAAGAAGAGAGAAAACAAGCAAAAAGCCUGGAGAUCAACAACAAGUUAGACAUUGUCUGGAAAAUUCCCUCUUUGAAGCGUGAAGGGGAGGCCAGCGUGGAAGGGAUCCUUAAUCAGGUUGUCCUGGAUCACCUGCAAUUGGUGCCUCUCCAGUGGGAUGUGUUGGUGGAAGGAAAACCCUGCGACUCGGACAUUGUAGCAGACUGCACCGUCGGGGAUCCAGUGAAGCUCGAAGUGAAACUGACCAAUUGGAGCAAGCACAACGUCGGACCCUUCUCCCUCACUGUGAUCCCCUACCAAGAUUACCAAAACGGCAUCCACAAUUACGAUCUCCAAGACGGCAUCACUUUUGUUGGCUCCAACACCUUUUACAUCGAUACAGUGAAGCCGACAGAAAACUCCAUGUGUGUCGGGGCGAUUCUAUUUCUCUGCACGGGUGACUUUUACCUGAACAUCAAGUUUCACGAAGGCCACGCGAGCAAGGAGUUUCCCCCUUCCUGGUUAUGCCUGCCCAGCGUUCACAUCCGAGCGGUGCACUCCGUGAUCCAGACCAAGUUGUAAAUGUCAUUGGUAGCUAGUCUAAGGUAGCUGUUCACCGCCUUGCUCAGCACGGCUGGCCCUGGGUUCGCCUCUCACUUUCUCUCUCUCUUGCUUUCUACUCCCAAGUUUUCUACAUGCCUUGGAGAGGCAGUGUUUAAGUACUACCUGCAAGUAGCUAACCGUAACCGGACAAUCGCUUUGGCUCAUUUAAGAAAAGGCAACGUUGGAUACCAAGGAACUGGAUUUUCGUCAUUCUCAAUGGUUUACAGCAGGAGUCUCCAACCUUGGCCACUUUAAGACUUGUGGACCAACUCCCAGAAUGGAGUUGAAGUCCAUAAGUAUUAAAGUAACCAAGUUUGGUGACCUCUGGUUUACAGAGUGAUCUCUUUUUUAGAAAUACGUUUCAAUUAUUAAGAUAUACACAACACUGGACUGUAUCCACUGAUUUCUGAAAUAAUCCUCAAAUGAAUUGCAUCCUUGCUUGUCUGUUCGGAAGAUGUUUAUAAAGUUACAACAUAAGUCAUGACCUGCGCUUCUAAUUUUUUUUUUCUAUUCUAUUCACUUGAGCUUUUUUUUAUUCUUUUAAACUUUUAAAAAAAUGGGGCGCACGGAGGCUGAAAACGGGUUGCGCAGAGGCCAAAAACGGGACGUGCGGAGGCCGAAAACAGGAGUGUGUUUUAUGGAGCCAAAAAUACUGUAGUUUGCUUUUGAUUUAGGCAAUGACAUUUGCCCGCCGUGAAUGCACAGAUGGAAGUUAGAAAGACUGGUUGGAAAUGAAUUUUCAACGGGCCUCUGUGGCUCAGACUGCUAAUGCAGUCUGUCAUUAACAGCAGCUGCCUGCAAUUACUGCAGGUUCAAGCCCCACCAGGCCCAAGGUUGACUCAGCCUUCCAUCCUUUAUAAGGUAGGUAAAAUGAGGACCCAGAUUGUUGGGGGCAAUAAAAGUUGACUUUGUAUAUAAAUAUACAAAUAGGAUGAAGACUAUUGCUAACAUAGUGUAAGCCGCCCUGAGUCUUCGGAGAAGGGCGGGAUAUAAAUGCAAAUAAAAAAAAAAAUUCAAAUAAUUACAGCCCAUCCCAGCUCCCUUUAGCUGCUGUCGGUGACCCCUGCUAUGAACUGUCAUUUGCAAAACCCUUCGUGGUAUCAUGGUUUGCCCCAUGGAUUCUUAGAGGAGUGAUUAUCAUUCAUUUUGCAGACAGUUCACACUGCCCAACGGCUGCUUCUAACCAAAAGAUUUUAACUCCGAAACUUUCUUUUCUAAUGGCUCCUUUCGAAAAACGCAAAGCAUCCAUUUCUUACAGAGUCGCUUCCACGCAACGCAAACCUUCCGCAAAAAGAAUCCCUUCUGAUCUUCCCGUCUUUCCUUUUCCUUUGGCUGAAGGCGUUCGUUUAAUUUGGGUUUUCUUCUUCUUUUGAUUUUUGCAAAGAAAUCAACAUCGUAUUUCGACAGUACGGGCUGAUGGGAUUGUAAGAUGAAUUUGCACAGGCUUCUAAGGGUGUUAAUUUAGGCCUGAAUUAUUAUUAUUAUUAUUAUUAUUUUAAAAAGUACAGAAGUCAGACUGUGGCAAUAGAGCAAAAAAAAAAAAAAAUCAAGAUUAAAGGCUAGCAGUCAGUCGCAUGAAAGAUGCUUACUUAAGGGAUAUCUUUCUCCUGCCUUUCUUUGCUUAGUCCAAAUUUGCUUCGCAUCAUCCAAUAUUAAAUAGCUGUUGUCUCAGGAACCCAUGGAGCAGAAAUCCUGAUUCUGCAUUCUCCUUGGCGAAGAGGAUAUUAUAUUAUGCACCUUCCCUCCCUUCUUAGUAAGAGAUGCUUAUCCUAUUUCACUUGGCUGACACGCAGAGCCUCCCUUUGCUGAGAAAUCGGGGUUCACAAAGGCCCAGGGGACGGGCCCCCAUUUAAAAUCUCCCUGGAUACGGAGCUCUUGCUUCGAUCUGUAAUCGCUCUAUUUUGAUUACGUGUAGGUGGUGGUGUUGUUUUAAUAAGAAAAAUCAACCUGCAUUCCAUUUCCACACAGGCGGGGUGGAAACAAAUCUGCAUUUCAUUUUAUUUCUUCUCUCACCCAGCUGAACGCUCUAGUUGUACUGAUUAUAUGAUAACGGAGACAUUCAACCCCCUUUUAGAAAAUCCCUGGAUUACUUCGACCCAGGUCUUUAAAAACCCGCCAUACAGAAGCAUUACCAAAAGAGUUAAAAUCUUUGUAGCGGGUUUCUUCGACAAGUUACCUGCGGUUGCUAACCUGUUGUGACCCAGGCCCAAGUAGGUAGUAGGAAACUCAGUCAGUGUAAAAACAAACAAACUUUAUUAUAACAGCUGAGAAUUAACUCAGCAUAGUUCAACUAAACUAAACUAAAGCAAAUUCCUCCCAACACAAUUCCUCAGUCCUAUCACCAACCUUGGUCCAAUUAGGCAAACUGCCAAAGGCCUUUCUUGGCAAAAGUUCAGAAGACACCAAUACAAAACAAAUGCAGCAACAAAGCUAUCAAUGUUGUUUUCCGGCAAAGAGCCCAAACAUUGUCGCUGGUCUUUUAAGCUUUAUGGGAGGGGCCAAUCAUCUCUUGGCCCUACUUCCAAGUCGUCCUCUUUGCUUUAGCUGCUCUUGCCUUCUGGCAGCUCUUCUCAUGCAUGCAUUAGGAACAGGCUCCUCCUGUUCCUCUGCCUCACUACUGUCAGCCUCUGGAGGCUCCGGAGUCCGCACCUCACUCCCCAAUGGCCCUGGUCCCACCUCUGCCUCCAAUGCAGAGCCCUCAUCCGGGCCUUUCCCAGCCUCCAGGACUGGCCCAUGUUGUUUCUCAGCCUCAUCGCUGUCCGACUCUAUUGCCAGCUCCGCAGGCUGCUGGCGGACCAUAACAUAACCUGUUUUGUUUGCUUUGGGUGAGCGGCUCCCAUUUUUCACUCAUGUGAAACGAUCAAGAAAUCGGCAGUCUGUCCUGCUUACCACCGAUACCACGAUACCGUGUCCGAACACAGCAGAUAUAUUUCCACAUUGUCUUCCUUGCCCCCCACCCCCACCUUUCCUCUUCUGCCUCGCGGUCAGUUCAGACGCAGCUUGUCAGUAAGACCUCUUUAAUAAUAAAUAUCGCUCCACUCAGAGCGACCUUCCCGAGUGGCUCCAUUUUAGGAACUUAGCCUCUCCCUCUCCUCUUGCUCACUCGAAUGAUUAUCUGGCUUGGCAUUUUUUUUCCCCACUGCACGAAAUCCGAAGAAGAGACACAGCGUUGGUUCAAGAAUCCUCAAAAAUGAUAAGUUUCUACUUAGCGGUAAAUUUCCUAACAGAGUACUCGUGAUUUCACUGAGGUGUGUUUAUGUGUCUUGGCACAUUCACAUGGAAGUACCCUGUUUCUCUAAAAAUAAGACCUCCCCGGAUAACAAGCCCAAUUGGGCUUUUGAGCACAUGUGCUAAACUAAGCCCCGCCUGAAAAUAAGCCCUCCCCAAAAAUAUUUAAACACAUGCGCAGCCGGUCCCCACCAUUCCCUGGGUUAGGGAGGCAGAGCUGGAAAUCAGGUAAGACUGCAAGAGGAGGCCCGUCUUGCUCCACACGCCCCAAAAUAAUAAGACCUCCCUGAAAAUAAGGCCAAGCACUUACUUCUGGGUUCAAAAAGGGCCGUGGUGUGGCUCAGGCUGUAAGAAGCCUGUUAUUAAAACACAGCUGCCUACAAUUACUGCAGGUUCUAGUCCCACCAGGCCCAAGGUUGACUCAGCCUUCCAUCCUUUAUAAGGGAGGUAAAAUGAGGGCCCAGAUUGUUGGGGGGGCAAUGAGUUGACUUUGUAAAUAUACAAAUAGAAUGAGACUAUUGCCUUACACACUGUAAGCCGCCCUUAGUCUUUGGAGAAGGGCGGGAUAUAAAUGUAAAUUAAAAUAUAUAUAUAUAUAUAAGACAGGGUCUUAUUUUGGGAGAAACACGGUAUAUUCCACAGAAAGUUGUAAGGCUACCUCUUGUUUUAGUGCCUUGCCUUUUACACGUUAAACUCUUUAAUAUAUUAGAAUUCCACUCGAGUUUCCUGCAGGCAGUGCACUUAAAAGAUAUCAUCUCGGUUGUAUGUAUGUGUAAGUUAUUCUCUUUAACGCCUCCGCUCCCAGAAAAUGUGGUUGAUUUCAUUAUCUCUUAAUGUGGUGUGUGAUGGGUCAGCUUUGGCUUGUAAAUCUGAGGUGACACCAUUAAAUGUGUUAAGCCCUUCCGUGUUUUAAAAUCUGUUACAAAUUCAGGACAGAAUUCGGCCUGUUCUGGGUGUGCUCGUGGCAAAUUGAAACCAUAAAUUAUUUGAACUUGUCAAAUAAAUAGCUUUCAAGGCUUUUCUUAUCCAA